This is a messenger RNA of Coffea eugenioides, 594 nucleotides long. RefSeq lists its product as uncharacterized. Lineage: Eukaryota; Viridiplantae; Streptophyta; Magnoliopsida; Gentianales; Rubiaceae. The coding region runs from base 1 to 594 and encodes 197 amino acids. The transcript has a single exon. Gene Ontology annotation, molecular function: protein dimerization activity. The record is from RefSeq and is a predicted model, not a curated record.
AUGGAGCAUCACUAUAGGAUUGAUGUGUUUUUGGCAACGGUUGAUUCUCAAAUACUUGAAAUGAAGAAUAGGUUUAAGGAAGAUGUAAUAGAGUUGCUUAUUCUAAGUUCAACAUUGCACCCCAAAGAUAAUUUUCAGGCUUUCAAUAGUGAACAAAUUUGUCAACUUGCAAACAACUUUUAUUCAGUUGACUUCACAGAUCAAGAGAAGUUACACUUAAGAACUCAAUUAGAGCUUUUCCAGAUUGAGUUUUCCUGUAAUUCUCAGCUUCAAAAUUUGUCAUCACUUCAGGAGUUGUGCCAAGUGUUAGCAAAGACAAGAAAGUCAAUGUACUAUACUCUUAUUGAUAGAUUGAUUCGUCUUAUUUUGACUCUUCCUGUUUCAACAGCUACAACAGAGCGUGCAUUUUCUGCUAUGAAAAUCAUCAAGACUUGUUUGCGUUCUAGGAUGGAGGAAGACUUUCUUGCUAACUCUAUGAUAAUGUAUAUUGAGAAAGAAAUUGCUAGAACUUUUGAUAUAAAUUCAAUCAUUGAUGACUUUGAUAAAAUUAAAAGUCGUCAUGCACAAUUUCAUAUGUCCCACACAGUCAAAUAG